Anguilla rostrata (American eel) is the source of this 681-nucleotide messenger RNA. Its product is annotated as C-C chemokine receptor type 5-like. Gene Ontology annotation, molecular function: C-C chemokine receptor activity; C-C chemokine binding. The record is from RefSeq and is a predicted model, not a curated record. Gene Ontology annotation, biological process: cell chemotaxis; immune response; G protein-coupled receptor signaling pathway. Bases 1 to 600 code for a protein of 199 amino acids. Gene Ontology annotation, cellular component: membrane; external side of plasma membrane. Lineage: Eukaryota; Metazoa; Chordata; Actinopteri; Anguilliformes; Anguillidae. The transcript is spliced from 2 exons.
AUGGCUGCCGUGCAUCAACCAGCGAGACGAGCGUCGAGCAGCCUGUGCCUCGUCGCUUUUAGGCUGAACUCGGGGAGGCGAAGGGCUUCAGCUUGCGGGAGGAAAACCAGCAUUGCUUCUGGAGCCGCACGGCGCUCGUUAUAUUUCCAGGGGCGGGGCUACGGAAAGGACGCGUAUUUAGCCAAUGGUGGCUUUGACGUCGAGCCAAACGCAACGUAUGACGAUUAUGAGACUGGGCUGGUGUACUUGUGCGAGGACCCUCCCUCUUCGAUCGCUGUGGCGACGGCCGCCAGUUUCGUGGCCAUCUUCUGCAUGGGCGUGAGCGGGAACGUCCUUCUGCUCUACGUGCUGCUGAGGCACGAGGACCUGAGGCAGGUGACCAGCCUGCUGGUGCUGAACAUGGCCGCGUCCGACCUACUGCUCGCCACCACGCUGCCCUUCUGGAGCACCUAUCACCUGUCCCACUGGGUCUUUGGCCCCGCCCUCUGCAGGGUCCUGGUCGGUGCCUACUUCGUGGGCCUGUACUGCGGGCUGAUGUUCCUGACCGCGCUGACCGUGGACCGCUACGUGACCGUGGUGCACGGCCGGUCGCCACGGUGACCGAGGAAGUGGAGCCCGGGCGGUUCGAGUGCGAGGCGGCAGCCUUUAGCCCCCAGGGGGAGCGGACGGCCUACCUCCUGC